AUGUCUGGCCAGCGUGAGAGCGUCCAAACCUACUGGGUCAACGGCUCGACCGAGAUCUCCAAGAGGGCUUCCGACCUCGCCUCGGCCUCCACCAUCUCCGGCGAGCAGAUCUUCGAGUCCAAGGGCAACGCUGGCGAGUUCGUGGUCCAGGGUGCCCAGAGCGUCCAGUUCUGGAACGGAUCCGUGCGAAGCGGCGAGAACUACAUCGGCGAUACCAAGGGUGACGGUGUCGUUUUCCUCAAGGAGGGCAUCCAGAUGGUUGUCAAGGGCGGCAAGGUCCUCGGACCUCUCCCUGCCGGUACCCUGCACAGAUGUAAUACACCCCCUCGGUCCCGAUCCCCAACACAUCGCAUCGUUCAUGUUUCUACUUCAAGUUCUUGUACUACACAACGCCCACCACACCUUCCCCGGUCGUUGUCGGCCAACAACAACAACAACAGCUCCAGUUACCGGCUCGCUUCCGGUUCUGAGAGACGAGUUAGCGGUAGCGGCGGAGGUCAUGGUACUGCUCAUCAUGAUGCUGUUGUUGGCUCGGGCAUCCGCUACGUUUCGGGGACAAGCCAUGCUCUUCCUCCUGCAAACACACAUACCACCACCACCACCACCAUCACUCCUCCAAAGUUGCCUCGUUCGGCUUCCUACCAUCCUCAUGUCCCGCCUACUAACACCUUUCCCAGCGUGAGCGUGUCCCGCGAAUGCCGUCAGUGCCUAGAGCAGCAGCAGCAACGUCGUGAGAGCCAUUCCCGUGACAACCACAAUCACCACCACGCGACAUAUCAACCUGCCCCUUACGCGGCAACAUACCAGAAGCGUCAUGACGGCGACACCUUUAGCACUGCGCCGACGUAUCUCACCAGCGGGCCGGCCAAGCGCGACUGGCUGGAUGACGACAGCAUAGCGCCCGAAGACAGCAUCAGCAACGUCGGCAUCUACCCGAAUGGGUAUCCUUCGGGACAUGCGCCUCAUGUUUCGAGUCGUCGUUGA
Messenger RNA from Neurospora tetrasperma FGSC 2508, 984 nucleotides. RefSeq lists its product as uncharacterized. The record is from RefSeq and is a predicted model, not a curated record. NCBI's taxonomy places the organism in Eukaryota, Fungi, Ascomycota, Sordariomycetes, Sordariales, Sordariaceae. The coding region runs from base 1 to 984 and encodes 327 amino acids. The transcript is spliced from 2 exons.